Molecule: messenger RNA, 2502 nt
Organism: Cottoperca gobio
Lineage: Eukaryota; Metazoa; Chordata; Actinopteri; Perciformes; Bovichtidae
Gene: terf1
Product: telomeric repeat binding factor (NIMA-interacting) 1
Exons: 9
Coding region: 47-1117 (356 amino acids)
Biological process (GO): telomere maintenance via telomerase; negative regulation of DNA replication; negative regulation of telomeric D-loop disassembly
Cellular component (GO): nucleus; chromosome, telomeric region; nuclear telomere cap complex
Molecular function (GO): double-stranded telomeric DNA binding; ankyrin repeat binding; microtubule binding
Source: RefSeq, a predicted model, not a curated record
AUCAAAGAGGAUAAAGAAAUGAAUCUUGAAACUGAAUAUAAAAAACAUGGGACCUGAAAUAAAGAAUAAAAGCUCCUCAGCUGCGAGUCUCACAGACACAAGUAUCGCCGGGUUUUCGCGUGUUAACAAUGUUACUACUGGGUGGAUUUUGGACUUUAUGUUUGUAAGUCUGUGUCGGCAUUUCAAGAAAGGAAACUUUGAAGAAUUCAAUGAGACAAUUUUGACUUUACAGGCCAUUUCUGAGAGUUCAGUGAAAGGAGAAGUCCAUGAUGAGAAAACUAUGAUCUGUGCUUUCCUCGCGAGAGUCAUGCACGGGAAGCAGUUGGAUGUUCUGUUUGAAGAGGACACACAUGUGAUGCCUCUGAUGUCUGCGGCCAACAUCUGGACAGACCUUGAGGACACUGUGGCAGACGAGAGUUUGUUCAAAAACAUCACCAUUCUUCUGUUUGUCCAGUCUGUGGCUGUGUGCUUGGAUCAAGGUCAAGAGUCAUCUGCCUCCUCUGCCCUCAAGUGGUUUGAAGAUAACCACAAAGUCCCAGAGAACUUGAAGGUCAAACUGUCAACAAUAGUGACAGAGAGAGAAACUUGCCACCCGCUCCUCAUGAGCUUCAGCUUCAACCGCCUGCUGGAGACGCUUCAGUCUUACCUGGAUGCCUACCUGGAGAAGAAUCCCUCCGACUACCUUCUGAAGGCAGCCACAAAGAUGGUGCAGUCCUCACACACGGGGGACGACGUGAUGCAGGUCAGCGCUCUGCCAGGAGAAGCAAAGAAAUCGACAAGCAAAAAAACAAAACGGAAACUGCUGAACACUAACAUCGUGGACGAAUGGGAAGUUGAUUCGUGCAGGAAGUCUUAUGUCACGGUCAGAAGAAUCUCCCAGAGUGAAAUCUCUCGGCUCACAUCUGGGAAGCCCAUGGACACCUCCAAGAUCCAAAAGAAAAGAAAAUCCCCUCAGAAAUGGACGGACCAGCAGGACAGAUACCUCACGGCUGGAGUUAAACGUCACGGCCGGGGGAAGUGGUCUCGCAUUUUAUUGGAUUAUGACUUUGACGGACGCACCGGCACCAUGCUCAAAGACCGCUGGAGAGUUUUAACGAAGAUGCUUAAAGUCGACUGAAGAGCGAGAGCGCCUCACUAACUUCUACAACGCAGAUAUAUAUAUUACCUGUAAAUGAGCAUUAUGACCCUUAUUAUUGAAAAUGUUCCUUUUGGGUUAUCUGUUCAGUUUGCACCAAGUGAUGUGUGUGUGUGUGUGUGUGUGUGUGUGUGUGUGUGUGUGUGUGUGUGUGUGUGUGUGUGUGUGUGUGUGUGUGUGUGUGUGUGUUGUGUGUGUGAGAAAAAGACCACAAAUAUUGUUAUAAUUUUAAGUUAAACAUUUUUUUUCAUAAAAUUGUUAAACGAAUACAACAGUGGCUUGUUACAAAACAAUAUGCAACGUCAACUUUGAUAGGUGCUUAAUGUGUCCUUAAAAAGUGAAAUCCUGUACAAGUUGCAACAGUGGCUUUACAUGAUGUGCAGUGAUACAGAACGAUGUGCAGUGGCGAUGCUUUUAUAGCAAUGUGUAGCAUAUUUAUUAGAAACAUAAUUGCGUUGCAGGACAAAUCUGAGUCUUAAAGGGAGAGUUUGGAUUGUUUCAAGUGGGUCAGAUGUAGUUUGUAGAAGCAGACAGGAAGUACCAGCAGGGAGCUCAACAACGUGCUGCUGUGGAUGUAUUUUAGACGCCUGAAAUAAUCCAAAUGAGUUUAAGUGUACGCUUUCUUUAGAAUACUUUCACCUCUUUACCUCGCUGUCAGUCGGCCCUGUCUGACUGGAACUGAAGGCUCUCUUCAAACACACCAGACUCCAUUGAGGAAACGGUGACUUUACCUCCCAGAACUUAGGAGUUGUUGUUGUUCUGCCGCUGCUUCAUUGGUUAUUUUGACUUAUGUGACUUUGUGGGUUUAAAGGAUUUGUUGGAAUUCAUCAAAGUCGCACAACAGCACCACACUUAAACUGAAACACAUAUUUUCAGGUGUCUAAAAUACGUCCACAGCAGUACAUGCUAUCUUCCUGCUGGUACUUCCUGUCUGCUUCUCCAAACUGCGUCUACAUGUACCUCAUUCAACCACACUUCAAAACAUCCCAACUAUCCCUUUAAGUCUCGUGCGACUGCAGCAUUGAAGCGUCUGAUCUGGAAACAGUUUCAGUGUGACUGACGAGGGGAUCUUGGCUGUGAAAUGUGAUUUGUGGACAGCAGAUCAGAGUUCUGUGGAGCUUUGUUUGGAUCAGAUGAAGACGAAGCUGUGCUGCGGUGGACAGUCGCACUGCUGGGUUCUCUGGAUCUUCUUCCACGUCCCGCUGCACUGAUGGUUCCCCACCGCCUGCCAGUGGAGCAGAGCUUCUCUGCAACACAGUCGUCUUGUUUAUGUUUUGGAUCGUUUCACACAUUCUUCAACAGUUCACAUUAUUUGCACUUGAAUUGAAAUGUUAAAUAAAAAGAUGCUAUCUGACAAUUAAUUAAAA